This is a messenger RNA of Rhagoletis pomonella (apple maggot), 846 nucleotides long. RefSeq lists its product as uncharacterized. The coding region runs from base 1 to 846 and encodes 281 amino acids. Lineage: Eukaryota; Metazoa; Arthropoda; Insecta; Diptera; Tephritidae. The transcript has a single exon. The record is from RefSeq and is a predicted model, not a curated record.
AUGCACUCAUAUGUGAACCCUAACUACCAUGUCGCGGUCGAUACCGCCUUUGUUUUAAAGGCGCUCACCAAUAAAUUGCCAAGUCAAACAAUUGAGCCAAACCAAUGGGCUCAUAUUCGAGGACUGCAGUUAGCAGAUCCUACGUACUACCAGCCACGUCGUAUAGACUUACUUCUGGGUGCCGACAUGUUCGCUAACCUUUUAUUGCCAGAAACACGUAUUGGAGGACUUUAUGAACCAAUAGCCCAGCGCACCCAUCUGGGAUGGAUAUUGUCUGGCAAUACUACUUCCACCCCCAAAGUUGAUGCUGUUAGUCUUCAUUGCAACCAUGUCACUCUCGAGCUGGAAUCACUUGUACAACGUUUUUUCGAAAUCGAUCAAGUACCGACCGAGAGAUCUCUCUCGCAAGAAGAAAACUGGUGUGAAACACAUUUUCAACAAACGCAUAUGCGGCAACCAAAUGGGAAAUAUUUAGUGAGACUUCCAUUGAAAAAUUUGUUUGAUGAAUCUCAAACCCUCGGUAAAUCCAAAAAAAUUGCACUCAACCGCUUUCAUUCACUGGAGCGAAAACUACAACGCAACGAUGAAUUGCGAGCCCGGUAUGAAGGGUGCAUUCGGGAAUAUUUCACCCUGAAUCAAAUAACUCCUGCUACGACAACUGAGGAGCAGCAUUCCGUCAAACGUGCCUCAAGUGCUCCAACAGUCGCAUCAUGUGUAUUACCUCACCACGAUGUGAUCAAAGAGGAAAGUCUAACCACAAAGCUAAGAAUCGUGUUUGACGCCUCGUGCAAGACUAGCAAUGGCAAAUCGUUAAAUGACGUACUGUGUGUGGGACCCGCACCUUAA